AUGGCAACGCCCACCCAGGUGGAUGAGAACCCCCCCGCUAGAGCUUCUAGAUAUUCCCGCGCAGAACCAAGUAUAGGCACAUCGGAAAGCCCUCCUCUCGCGGACAUAGCCACGCCUGCUCAGCUUGCAGAGAAGGGUCGACACGAUAUGGGAGCUCCCUCAUCUCCUCCUUCGUCCCCUCUCGCGGGACUAGCAACACAUGCGCAAAUGGCAGAGAAGAGCCACCAGCACCGGUCCCCGCCGCCCCUUCCUCCCAGGUCGGCCGCCGCUCAACCGCCCCCUCCUCCAUAUACCGCAAAUGAUUUCGAAAGGGGCCGCCUUAUAUCUGAGCAAUGGCGAUCCCAUGAUCCGAGAUCAAGCUCCACACAUUCCCUGGUGCCUUCAGAAUCGGCACGCCGUGGACGUCGAACCCUUCUACUCGUCUACAUCCAUGGGUUUAUGGGCAAUGAAUCAAGCUUUCAGAGCUUCCCAGCACAUGUCCACAAUCUCCUCACCAUCACCGUUGCGGAGACACACAUGGUGCACACCAAAAUAUAUCCUAGGUACAAGUCGAGGAAGGCGAUAGACUUUGCAAGAGAUGGCUUCAGUAGUUGGCUAGAGCCACACGAAGAUGAUCACACUGAAGUUGUGUUGCUCGGGCAUAGCAUGGGAGGUAUCCUGGCUGCCGAGGUAGCACUUCAGGAGUCUCGUCCUGGAUCUACUGAAAAGCCUUUCCGUCACCGAAUACUAGGUACUAUCAACUUCGAUACUCCCUUCUUGGGGAUGCACCCUGGCGUGGUAGCAAGUGGCAUUAGUAGUUUGUUUCGUCCAGCUCCAGAGCCACCAGGAUCCAAGGCCCCUCCAAGCUCAACUUAUGGUGCAAACAGCCCGCAGCCAGAAAGUGACCCAACUGCAUCCCCUUCAAUAGCCCAAUCCCAGACAAGUUCGCAAUUGAGCCUGGUCCAAAGUAUCACGUCUCCUUCUGGUCAACCAAUGCCCCAAAACUCCUUUUUUAAUCCUCCUUUUCCAAAUGAUGUCCGAUUACAAGAACGGCAAGGAUGGUCAAGCGUAAUGCACUUCAUUUACAAACAUUCCGAUGGCCUCACAAAUGCCACAAAGCAAUAUGUAAUGUCCCAUUUAGAAUUUGGUGGCUGCUUGGCAGAUUAUCCUGGCCUAAAAUCUCGCUACAAGAAGCUGCGUGAGUUGGAAGAUGUUGACGAUAUCACAAGGGAAGAUCCCCUAGGCAAUCAAACCCGGCCGACGCGGGUUAGGUUUGUAAAUUAUUACACCGCAAGUACUGGCAGGCCAAAAUCUCCAAAACCACCACCUGAAGCGGCAACGGAUGACGAUGGGCACCCCAAAGAUUCUCAGGCGGAGUUGACUAACUCUAGCAUGGUUGCUGCUGUCUGCCCCUCUCCCACAAACAUUCCUACCAUGCACAUCGGAAAGGAAGGGGACGGUGCUAUUACACCUCAACCACUCGAAGAUAUUUCCACCAGGCGAUCGGUGAGGCUCCAAAUGGAAGAUCUCGGCGAGAGUUCUGGUGUGCAAAAUGAUUAUCAGGAACCACCUGAGAUGAGACACAUCGAUUCAAUCCCUAUUGAGGAAGACAACGCUGCUGAAUCCCCAACUACCGUUAACGUGGAGGUGUCAGAUCAGUCAAUCCCAAAUAUCAAAUCACCUUCGGAGCCGCCGUUGCCGCCAAUCCCAGAUGUUCCAAAAGAGCCAGACUCAAUUGACUUUAGCCUCUACACUGACAAAGACUCCCGCAAGAUUGCGGAAAAGGAGCAUAAGCGAGCUGUAAAGGCUUAUCAACAAGCCGUCAAGGAUCGAGAAAAUAUGAUCAAGGAUAGGCGCAAGCUCAUUGAAAAGCGGGAGAAGAAAGCUCGACAAGAGCAAGACAGGCAACUGAAGGCGGAGGAAAAGCAACGGCUUAAGGAGGAAAAGGAAGAAGUGAAGAAGGGAGCUGUGGCCAGUCAUGGGGAAUCUAAGGCGAGCCAAGAAUCUGAGGCAUCACUUAGCAGCGACGGAAAACCGAAAAGAGACAAGAAAUUCUGCAUGCUACCUCCCAGGGAUAGUAGGGGGGGGAGAGACAAGUGUUGGGUUAGAGUUUAUAUGGACGGGGUCGAUGAGGUCGGAGCCCACUGUGGGCUUUUCUUCACCGGGCCACACUAUGAAAGCUUAGUUGGUGAAGUCGGUGCCCGAAUUGAAAAGUGGCUGGAGGAGGAUGCUACGAGACGAGCAAUCCUGGAAGCCGAGACAUCCUAG
Venustampulla echinocandica is the source of this 2247-nucleotide messenger RNA. RefSeq lists its product as uncharacterized. The coding region runs from base 1 to 2247 and encodes 748 amino acids. The record is from RefSeq and is a predicted model, not a curated record. NCBI's taxonomy places the organism in Eukaryota, Fungi, Ascomycota, Leotiomycetes, Helotiales, Pleuroascaceae. The transcript is spliced from 2 exons.